Messenger RNA from Arachis duranensis, 1874 nucleotides. Its product is annotated as pentatricopeptide repeat-containing protein At2g30780. The record is from RefSeq and is a predicted model, not a curated record. Bases 61 to 1461 code for a protein of 466 amino acids. Gene Ontology annotation, molecular function: mRNA binding; protein binding. The transcript is spliced from 3 exons. NCBI's taxonomy places the organism in Eukaryota, Viridiplantae, Streptophyta, Magnoliopsida, Fabales, Fabaceae.
GUUAGUGGGGAUUUUUCUUGUUGAGUGUAAAACCCUAACAAAAUCUCAAUCACCAAAACGAUGAAGCGAGUUUGGAGAUUCACUUCAGACGCAGUAGCGCAAGCCGAACACUUCUGCUUCCACUCCCAUGGCAUCCCUAACCCUAAACCUAAUAUUCCGUCCUUUACUACCACCACUGCCGCAUUCACAUCGCCUGGCCUCACUCGCCGCCACUGCACCUCCGGUACCCCUCCUCCUCCUCACCCGCUUCAAGAUAUUACUCCCCUCUUCAUCGAGAAACGCAGGCUUCCGUUCGGAGAGGAUCUCAUCAAUAAAGCAUCGGUUUUGAAGAACCAACUGGUUCUCGAAGCCUCGGAUUCCAAUCGGGUAAUUGAGAUCCUCGAUGAGAACUCUGCAUCACUGAUUGAAAGUCAUGUAGGUGGAUCUGUGCUGCUCGAGCUCUUGAAUCAGUUGGAUUCGUGGCCUUCCUUGGCCCUUCAGGUGUUUGAUUGGAGGAGGGAGAAGAAGAAUUCUGGUGUUGACUCCCCAAUGAGUGUAUAUGAGUAUUCUAAGGGCAUAAAAGCUGCAGGUAGAUGUAAAGAUGUUCAUCAUGCCGUUGAGAUCUUUCGAGACGCUGCGAAGAAGGGCAUGAGAACGACCAGCACUUACAAUGCAUUGAUGAGUGCUUUUAUGUUCAAUGGUCUUGCAAAGAUGUGUCACGAGUUGUUCUGUGAUAUGAAGAAGCAUGCAGCUUGUCCUCCUACAAUUGCCACAUACAAUAUUCUCAUAUCUCUUUACUCUCGCUUGGUGCUGGUGGAUUACAUGGAAGAAACAUACCAGGCGAUAAAAGAGUCGGACCUCCAACUCAGUGAGAAUACUUAUAAUUAUUUGAUUGCUGGAUAUAUCUCGGCUUCGAUGUGGCAUGACAUGGAGAGAGUUUUUCAAAUGAUGAAGGGAGGCCCUGUCAAGCCUAACUUGAAAACCCACCUGCUAAUGCUUCGAGGCUAUGGACAAUCAGGUAAUCUGGAGAAGAUGGAAGAGAUGUAUUCUCUAGUAAGGGAUCAUGUAAACAAAAAAGAAAUUCCAUUGAUCAGGGCCAUGAUAUGUGCGUAUUGUAAAAGUUCAGAUUCGGAUAGAGUGAAGAAGGUAGAGGGAUUGCUGAAGCUUAUUCCACAAGAACAUUACAGACCAUGGUUGGACGCCUUGUUGAUUAAGCUCUAUUCCCAGGAGGACUGGUUAGAGGAAAUGGAGAUUACAAUUAAUGAGGCUUUUGAGCGCAGAACCCGGAUAGCCUCAGCAAGUACUAUGAGAUGCAUUACUGCAACUUAUUAUCGGUGUAAUGCAAUAGAAAGGCUAGAAAAUUUUGUGAAACGUGCUGAAUGUGCUGGGUGGAGAAUCUGUCGGUCCUUGUAUCAUUUAGUUAUUGCAGAUGGUGUUGUACAUGUGCAGUCUUUGGGAGAUGAAGGGUCCCCAACACAUUGAGUGCUGCUGUGUUUGCAAAGUUUGAAUAGCACUUUCUUGAUACUUAUACACAGAAGAGUGCAACUCUUGAUCUUUAUGCUGAGUCUAUUUACAACUUGUGAAACCAUGUUGGAAGUUUGGAAGAGCAAGAAGUUGAUAUGGCAACAUCCUUUAUUUAUUUAAUACAUAUUCAUGAAAUUGGAGCUUGCAUUACCAUGCACCAAACAAUCAAUUCUUUGAAUGGCUAUCCCCUUCAAAGCCAUUUGUUUCGAAGCUAAAAUUUGCAAAUUUUUGUCAGCUAAAUUUUGUUGUAGAUGUCCUGAAUUCAUGGGCAGAUUAUGCUUGUAAUAAAUGGUUAGGGUAAAAAAAUUUAAUCCAGACGGUUGAUAUUAUUCUUUUGUAUAAGAGAGAAUUGCAUAUACUUAUUUUUGACU